This is a messenger RNA of Australozyma saopauloensis, 519 nucleotides long. RefSeq names its product transcription initiation factor IIA subunit gamma (gene TOA2). Bases 1 to 519 code for a protein of 172 amino acids. Gene Ontology annotation, biological process: transcription initiation at RNA polymerase II promoter; RNA polymerase II preinitiation complex assembly. Gene Ontology annotation, cellular component: transcription factor TFIIA complex. Gene Ontology annotation, molecular function: TBP-class protein binding; RNA polymerase II general transcription initiation factor activity. Lineage: Eukaryota; Fungi; Ascomycota; Pichiomycetes; Serinales; Metschnikowiaceae. The record is from RefSeq and is a predicted model, not a curated record. The transcript has a single exon.
AUGGAAAAUCGAGCGUACUGCAGACAAGCCCGCACUGAUACAUACAGCAAUACAUCCCGCAACACAUUGUACAUCGUAAUCAGCCAGUAUCAACCAUUAAUACUCCUUAAUUUCCGUCCAUUGCAAUCGGCAAACCCCUUUUUUUUGGUCGAUAUGAGUGCCCCUGCAUACUACGAGCUCUAUAGACGUUCUGCCGUCGGCAGUGCCCUCGCAGAUGCGCUCGAUUCGCUCAUCUCCGACGAAAAGAUCCAACCACAACUAGCCAUGCGUGUGCUCAACAACUUCGAUCGCAUUGUGGCCGAGAGCUUGAAGGCCGAGCGGAGUAUGUGCAAGUCCAAGAUUUCGUUCAAGGGCGACUUGCAUACGUAUCGGUUCUGUGACGAUGUGUGGACAUUUAUCAUCAAGAAUGUGUCGAUCAAAAUGACGGAUAUGUCCAAUAACGAUGUCAACGAUAGCGAUAUAGUGGUGGAUAAGUUUAAGAUUGUAGCAUGUAACUCGCGCAAGUCUGGCGAGCCUUAG